AUGACGAAGACUCCCCAGGAUUUGCAGAUUGCCAUUCUGGGCGCCGGCAUGGGCGGCUUGACCACCGCUCUUGCCCUGGCCCGGCGCGGUUUUAAGAAUAUCCACGUCUAUGAGCAUGCCACAGACCUCGGUUUCGUGGGUGCCGGUAUCCAAUUGGCGCCGAACAUGGCGCGCGUGCUGGACAAUCUUGGUGUCUGGAAGGGCAUUGAAGCUGAGGCCGUGAACAUUGGGGAUACUUCCGUGCGAGAUGGCGCCACGGACAAGGAGCUGGCGCACGUUGAGCUUCAGUACAUCAAGGAAACCUACGGCUACCCACACAUGGUAGGCCACCGGGCAUCGCUAGCCAACGGCCUGUACCAGGGAUGCCUGAGCCAGCCCAACAUCAAAUUCCACUUUGGCGUUACGGCCGAGAACGUUGAAUUCGGCCAGAAGCCAUCGUUCACGGCCGUGCCCCGUAAUGAGACCGAGAAGCCGUACAAGGUCGAAGCGGAUGUGCUCCUGGGGGCCGACGGAAUCAAGAGCAACACCCGUGUGGCGAUGCUGAAGCUCCUCAACGUCAACGUCGGCGUCAAGGAUACCGAUCAGGCCGCCUACCGAAUCAUGAUUCACAAGGACCAAAUCAAGGACGACCCGGAGCUACUGGCUCUGAUCAACAGCACGCGAGUGACCCGCUGGAUUGGCGAGAAACGGCACAUCAUCGCAUACGCAAUCUCCAACAACACCAUCUACAACUUGUCCACCACGCAGCCGGACACCAACUUCGCCGCUGCCACAAAUGCCACCUACACGACCAAGGGCUCCAAGCCUGCCAUGAUGGGGGUCUUCUCCGACUUCUGCCCCAUGGUCCAGCGCAUGCUCAACUACGUCCCCGAUGGCGAGGUCUGCGAGUGGAAGCUGCGCGUCCACGACCCGCUCCCCACAUGGGUGCACGAGUCUGUUGCUCUGGUCGGCGACGCCUGCCACCCUACGCUUCCCCAUCUGGCCCAGGGUGCCGCCCAGGCUAUUGAGGACGGGGCUGUUCUGGGCGUUGUUCUCGCCCGACUCCGCGACACAAGACCCGAGUCGAUUAACAAGGCUCUCCGCGUCUACGAGAAGGUUCGCAAGAGCCGCGCCGAGGCCCUGGUUGACAUGGCCUAUGCCUCUGGCCGUGCUCUGCACCUGGGCGACGGUGCUGCGAAGGAGGAGCGUGAUCGCCAGUUCGCCGCUCUGCGCCAGGGCAAGGGCCCUGUCCCCGAUAAGUGGGCCGAUGCCGAUGUCCAGCGUGAGAUCUACGGCUUUGACUGCACCAAGGUCGCGGAGGACAACUUUGAUGAAUACUUUUCGCAGAUGUAA
Molecule: messenger RNA, 1332 nt
Organism: Penicillium lagena
Lineage: Eukaryota; Fungi; Ascomycota; Eurotiomycetes; Eurotiales; Aspergillaceae
Product: putative monooxygenase
Exons: 2
Coding region: 1-1332 (443 amino acids)
Biological process (GO): secondary metabolite biosynthetic process
Molecular function (GO): FAD binding; monooxygenase activity
Source: RefSeq, a predicted model, not a curated record